AUGAAGGCUUUUAGCUCUGCAGGGAACACCAUACUGGGGAAGGAUGCGUUUUCUGUCAGUCACAGAAGAACAACAGACAUCUGUGAAAUCUACAACAGCAUGGUUGCAGGAAGGCAGCUCACAGUGGUGGACUCUAGCGGCUGGUUGUACAACCACACACUUCAGGACUCCACUGAGACAGACAAGCUUGAAAUAAAGAGUAGCAUGCAUUUGUGUCCUCAGGGACCGCAAGCAGUGCUCCUUGUGAUUGGCCUAGCCGCUGCAUUCAAUGCCUCAUAUCUCAGAGCCGUGUUGGAUCACAUGGACUUGUUUGGCCACAAAGUCUGGAAGCACACCAUAGUUUUGUUUACCAGAGGCGACUGGCUGGGAGUGAAGACCGUGGAAGAGCGUAUUGCAAGUGAGGGCGGUCUGGAGUGGUUAGUGAACAAGUGUGGGAACAGAUAUCAUGUCCUGAACAAUAUGGACAGAAGCGAUGAGAUGCAGGUGAAGGAGUUCCUUGAGAAGAUUGAAGAGAUGUGGGCAGGAAACGAAGAUCCUCAAUAUGAGCUGGACAAUGCCACGAAGACGGAGGCUGGGAAAGAGGCUGUGGAAGCAACAGCUAAAAGAAUGAGACAGAUAGCCCAAAGACAGUCAAGAGUACUGAGAGAGAUGUUUGAAGGUGAGAGGCAACCAGUCACUGACCUAAGGAUCGUACUGAUUGGCAGAAAAGAAUCAGGGAAGAGUAACGCAGGAAACAUGAUCCUUUGUCAAGAGAUAUUUGAUGCAAUGCUUGGCAAGAAGGAGUUCCAAAAGGAAAGGAGUAAAGCAACGUGUGUAAAACAUCAGAGGAACAUCAUGGGAGUGAACGUCUCAGUCGUUGAGACUCCUGGCUGGAUUGCAAACACAACACCACCAAGCUGGAUCAAACAGGAAGUUCUGAGCAGCAUCUCCAUGUGCGCUCCUGGGCCAGAUGUUUUCCUCUUGGUUGUUCCCAUUUGCAAAGCCUAUACCGAGAAAGAUCACGAUGCAGUGGUUGAGCUCUUGACACCAUUUGGAGAGAGAGUCUGGAGGCAUUGCAUGGUGCUGUUCACCUGGGGAGACUGGCUCAACCGCAGAACCAUUGAAGAUCACAUCACCGGAGAAGGAAAGUUCCUCCAGAGGCUCGUGGAACAGUGUGGGAACAGAUACCACGUGUUGAGCUGCGGCCGUUCAAGCUAUCCUGGAGCAGUCAGCGAGCUGCUGUCAAUAAUUCAUGACAUGAUAACAGUGAACAAGGGACAAUGUUUCACCACUGAGAAGAAGCAACUAUUCAAGAAGUUCAGAAAGGUGAAGCUGACAGAGGAAGAGUGGAACAGGAGGGAGCAGCAAUUAAUAGACCGAAUGUUGAGAGCUUUAGCCAAUGAGCCCGAGCAGCUAAUUCUACCAACAGCAAAUGCAGCCGGAAGCUUUGAUGGAGGCUUCCUUCCAAACUGUGAGUUUGACAUCAAUCACUGA
Messenger RNA from Salarias fasciatus (jewelled blenny), 1473 nucleotides. RefSeq names its product GTPase IMAP family member 4-like. Gene Ontology annotation, molecular function: GTP binding. The coding region runs from base 1 to 1473 and encodes 490 amino acids. The record is from RefSeq and is a predicted model, not a curated record. Lineage: Eukaryota; Metazoa; Chordata; Actinopteri; Blenniiformes; Blenniidae. The transcript has 4 exons.